AUUUCCAAGUUGCAUCUUUGAAAUUGCACAAGAACCGCGUGCAUCUGGCUCAUGCAGUUGAAGUGACUGCCCGACUUCUAUGAUUAUAUCGCGUCGGUCUUAUUUUACAAUACGUUUUGUUUACAAACUACUCUUUAAAGUCAUUACUGUAUUCUACGCACUUGCUACAGACAUUUUUUCCACACAGGUGUUUCGGAAUGAUGUUAACAUAAUUAGAGAACUCACUCGCAUAUCUGCGACAGUCACUGGACAAUCCGUUGUGCUUGACAACGUGAUCGCCAGGAAUGGCCACUCAGUUCAGCCAUGAUUCCGCUCGGAGCCGAUCCACAAGCUCUAGCUCAAGCUCUUCUAUGUCUUCAUCGCCACCUGACUCUGGAGGCUGGUCACCAGGCCCGUCACUGAGCGGCCGCGCACCUGGUGCCGGCAUACCAUCAUCGCCCCUUGGCUCUGGGGGCUUGUUGCUGGGUCCAUCGUUGAGUGGCCGCAGCAACUCGCAGCUGCUUUCCCAUGGUUCACCUGGGCUUUCCACGGGUGCCGGCAGAUCCAUAAGGGCGGGUUUUCUGCUGCGACAAAGCGGCAGUCGCGCCAGCGCUUCUGACAGUCACACCAGCGGCAGCCAGCAACAGCAACGGCUGACGGCAGUUUGUGGUGUUCCCAGCAGACCAUCUGUGGCUGCUGGACCGCAAGUUGCAGCUGCGGUUGCAAGCAGGUGUGUCGAGGAUAUGGACCUAGACAGUCGAACGGAUUCAGAUGACGAGAGCAGCUCUGACAACGAAAACGAGAGCAGCCAUCAUUCCGCGCCGCCCGCGCAUGACAGUCCGCUACCUGCAGCGCUAACAGCAGCAUUUCGGUCUGCAGCAGCUCUGGCAGUAGACGUGAGCGGUACGUCGCACGCAGAUAAUCCGCUGAGGGGCCCAUGGGGACGCUUGGAUGGGUUAGCUUGGCCCGGGGCGGAGGGUGAAACUGUUUCACAUCUUCGGACCAUUUGGCGCGCUCUUCAACAGCCAGCAGCUGCACAACAGGCCGCAGCUAGAGCUCAACACCACGCCGAAACAGAAGCAGCACGGCGAUCGGCGUUAUCAGCUGAGCAAGCUGCGGCUCAACGGCGCGCUCACGCCGAAGCAGAAGCUGCUCGCCGAGCACGGUUGCAGCUUGAACAGGCAGAGGCCGCACGCACUGCUCACGCCGCAGCAGAAAGAGCACGGCGAGCGGCGUUACCGGCUGAGCAGGCAGCCGCCGCACGUGCUGCUAACACGGCAGCGCAUGCCGCCCACCGAGCGGCGUUAUCGGCUGAGCAGGCAGCGGCCGCACGCACUGCUCACGCCGCAGCAGAAAGAACACGGCGAGCGGCGUUACCGGCUGAGCAGGCAGCGGCCGCACGUGCUGCUCACACCGCAGCAGAGGCCGCGCGUCAGGCAGCCCUCACACCAGAGCAGCUGGCAGCUGAGCGUGCCGCGCGUGCUGCUGCUGAUGCGCACCGUUACGCAGAACGUGCAGCUGCUGCUCAGCACGAUCCAAGCUCAGACCUGCCCGGGAUUCUCGCCGACUUUCUUCAUAUUCCAGAUACCAGAUACAAAGUGGUCAUACAAUCAGAAAACAUGGAUGGGCUUACGCCACCCCGUUAUGGUGACGCACCGCCUCCGCCAGUAGCAGAGAAUGGCCUAACGCUUGCAGUGCAGGCCACCGAACACGCACAACACAGACCCGCGCCGUUGCCAGAAUGGUUCGGACAUAACUUUUCCAGCUGGCAGCGCCUGAUGCAGAGUGUGCAGCAACAGCAUGACCAGCAGCAAGUCACAAGCAGCUGGCUUUAUAUGCCGCUAAUCGCUGAUGCGCUGCUCCCCGGACACCCAUCAGUACAGUCGGCCUUCCCCUUCCGGCGCCCCCCGGACUGGAACCAGCUGGUAGAUCCGCUGCGUGCUGGCUGCGCAGCCCAUGGCAUCACAGCAAAUCUCCUGCCAUUGAACAGGCGCUGGCACAUGCACCCCUUCUGGCAGCAGUACGUACUUAACACAACA
Messenger RNA from Chlamydomonas reinhardtii, 2018 nucleotides. RefSeq lists its product as uncharacterized. The coding region runs from base 1264 to 1650 and encodes 128 amino acids. The transcript is spliced from 4 exons. The record is from RefSeq and is a predicted model, not a curated record. Lineage: Eukaryota; Viridiplantae; Chlorophyta; Chlorophyceae; Chlamydomonadales; Chlamydomonadaceae.